Aspergillus luchuensis is the source of this 1527-nucleotide messenger RNA. RefSeq names its product PH domain protein. NCBI's taxonomy places the organism in Eukaryota, Fungi, Ascomycota, Eurotiomycetes, Eurotiales, Aspergillaceae. The record is from RefSeq and is a predicted model, not a curated record. The coding region runs from base 1 to 1527 and encodes 508 amino acids. The transcript has 4 exons.
AUGUCGACUCCUGUCAGUCCCGUGGAGCAUAAGCUCCCGCAGCGUUCGGGGACCGUCACCAGCGCCAUGACUGGUGUCAGUCGUCGGACUUCCAUGAGUGAUGACGAGGCCAUUCCUGGCUCUGAUAGCAAUGAGACCACGAACCUCCUCCUCGAGCGUCUCCGUGCUUGGAAGCACAUGUGUGGAUAUUUGGAAGAGUAUGUGUCUGCGACGGCCAAGGUGUCCAAGUCGCAGUCCAAGGACUUCGAGAAGGUUUUGAAGACCGUGAACGAACCUCUGCGGGAAAGCCACCAUUUCUCCCAGAGCGCUGGCGGCGUCGCUUCUUGGUUUGAGAACAUCCGCGCCAACACUCAGGGAAUGGUGAACCUGUACCUUGACUCUGAGAGGAACCUCAAAGGCUCCGUGCUCCCGACCUUGGAGCGUCUUCACAAGGAAAUCAAGGCCAAGUCGAAGGAACUGCAGAACGGCGCUGCAAAGGGUGCUAAGGCUGUCGACAAGGCUCGCGGUGUCACUCAGAAGCACAUUGAGCUCCUCGCGCAGCACACGGCCACACUUGACGCCGCGUCCCAUAACAAGAUUGACACGGCCCAUGACCCUUACAUUCUCCGUCGAGGUGUCACCCACCGCCUGAACAAGCAGGUUAUCGAGGAGAACAACAACCGCCAGGACCUCAUCGCUGUGCAGAACAACUUCCAGCAGUUCGAGGCCCAUGUCCUGCAGACCGUCCAGGGCGCUAUGGAGCAGUUCGUCGUCUACAUGGGCGGCCAGCUCGACCGUCACCGCGCCAUGUACACGGACAUUCUGUCCUCCGCGCAAAAGGUUCCCCCUGACUUUGAAUGGGUCAACUUCAUGACCAGAAACGACCACAUCCUCGUCAACCCCGACGCCCCGCCGCGCUCCCUCUCCAACAUCACCUUCCCCAACCAGGAGCACCGCGCCACCAAGCCCUUGAUCGAGGGCACUCUGGAGCGCAAGUCCCGCGCCAUGCUCAAGGGCUACAGCAGCGGCUUCUACGUCGUGACCCCCGCCCGCUACCUCCACGAGUUCAAGGACAACGACGACCUCCGCCGCGACCCCGCUCCCGAACUCUCCCUCUACCUGCCCGACUGCAUCAUCGGCGCCAUUGACGGCUCCAAGUUCAGCGUCAAGGGCAAGGACGUCUCCAGCGGCAAGGUCGGAAACGCCUUCCACACCAACACCGAGCUGAGCUUCAAGGCCGCCAACUCCAACGAGGCCGAGAAAUGGUGGACCGUCAUCAAGGACGCCACUCGCGCCCCGACGUUCGCUUCUAGCACCACCACCUCGCCAACUAGCCCUGUUGCGGCCGAGAGCUCCCAGCCUCCCGCCUACGUCGAAAAGGAAUCCGCUGCUGCUCCUCCGCAGGAAGCAGCCACCGCUCCGUCCCCGACCACUCCCGCUGCUGUCUCUCGUACUAACACCAGCGGCUCUGGCACUCUCCCUACUGCGUCUGGUGCCGCCGCACCGGCAGCUGCACCUGCUACCACUGCUACGGAGGAUAAGGCGUGA